Messenger RNA from Orbicella faveolata, 630 nucleotides. RefSeq names its product carbohydrate sulfotransferase 14-like. The record is from RefSeq and is a predicted model, not a curated record. Lineage: Eukaryota; Metazoa; Cnidaria; Anthozoa; Scleractinia; Merulinidae.
AUGCUCUAUUCAUUUGUAGACAAGCAGAAAGGAACGACUCUACUAAAUCGGUAUCCUUCCGACGAGCAAAGGCAGAAAUGGGAAAAAUAUUUCAAGUUCACGUUUGUUCGUGAGCCGUUCGAGCGCAUUCUGUCCGCAUACAAAGACAAGUUUGUUUAUCCAAGAUUUCCCCGCCCAAUGCUUCAACUUCGCGGUAGAGCAAUUCUGAGAACCGUUCGUCCAAACUCUUCCAAGAGCGCACUUGAUAUGCUUGAUGACAUCACUUUUCGUGAAUUCAUUGAAUAUUUAGUAACCGAAGGAAGCAGCAAGAGUACGUCUGUUAUGGAUUGGCACUGGGAUAAUUACGUYAACRUAUGUGGAAUGUGUGCCGUCAACUAUGACUUUAUAGGUCAUUACGAAACUUUUGAUCAAGACUUGGCAGAUUUUAAAGAGGCUGCAAGGUUAUCGCCCCAACAGGCAAAAAGAUUCGAUGCUCGAGCCAACAAUAAGUCCAGUACCGCCUCCUCUAUGCUCAGUUAUUACUCGAAAAUUCCCAUAAAAUGGAUCGAAAUCCUUGGGCAUUUUUACAGAGCCAACUUUGAGAUGUUUGGAUACAACUUCCCGGAACUUCUUAAGAGUCUUUUUGAGUAA